Entrophospora sp. SA101 is the source of this 602-nucleotide messenger RNA. NCBI's taxonomy places the organism in Eukaryota, Fungi, Glomeromycota, Glomeromycetes, Entrophosporales, Entrophosporaceae. The record is from the annotation of a GenBank genome assembly.
CUUUUUCAACAACAUCAAAAAUCACAAACAACAAUAAUGACAAUCCUAAUGUUUCUAGAGGCAGCAGUAACAACAAUAAUCUGAACUUUUCAAAAUUUGAUGGUAUUGUACUAGAUGUAUUCAAGGAUGGUACGUUAAGUCAAACUAUUGGAUCAAAUAAACUUUCUGAAAAAUUUCAACAAACAAUCAAAAAAAAACUUGGAUAUUAUGGAUGUAGUAAAGGAAAUUUAGGUGAAUGUAAAUAUGGUAACAGUUUUCCUAAAAAAAUUGCUAUUGUUGGAUUGGGCAAAAGAAGAGAUUUCAAAAACCCUAGUAAUGAUCAAGAGUUAUAUGAGGUUUUGGAAAUUGCUAGAAAUGUGUCAGCUGUUGGAGUUUGCAGUCUAAGAGAAAAUAACGCUAAAAAUAUUUUAGUUGAUGUCAUGAAUAAUGAACACGGUGCUGCUGAAGGAGCAAUACUUGGAUUAUAUAAUUACAAUACUUUAAAAUCUUUAUCAUGGGAAACUGGUUUGAUUUAUGCAGAAGCACAGAAUUUUGCUUGUACACUAAUGGAAGCGCCAGCAAAUUAUAUGACCCCAACAAACUUUACUGAAUAUGUGCAAUAA